Molecule: messenger RNA, 1599 nt
Organism: Paramecium sonneborni
Lineage: Eukaryota; Ciliophora; Oligohymenophorea; Peniculida; Parameciidae
Source: the annotation of a GenBank genome assembly
UUAAAUUGUAAACAAAAUGCAAUCAAACAAAGGGCAUAAGUUAGAUGAAUUACUUACAUGUUUUAUAUGUCUAUCAAACUUAACGAAUCCUCAUAUAUGUCCAUGUUGUUCAAAAUUAUGCUGUUAUACUUGUAUUACAAAAUGGUUAACAGAGAACAGGCAGGUUUAUAAGUUUGUUCUUAAUUAGAAUAGUGUCCACAUUGUAGAUCUUCUUUGAGAAUUUAAUAAUUAGUAAAUUGUAGAUUUUUAGAGGAUAUUGUUGCAUAAAAUGAUCCAUGUCCCCUCCAUAAUGCUCAAUUAUAAUAUUAUUGUGUAACAUGUGCACAUCCAAUAUGUUCUGAAUGUGCAAUGUUUUCUGCACAUAAAAUGCAUGAGUUUGAACAUAUUUAAAAGGUUUUUGAUUCAAAAAUAAAAGAUGUGAAAACAAAAAUUGAAAAUGUAUAAGAGUAAUUAAAAAGUUUAAAACAUUCAGCAAUAUGUAUAGAUGAAUUAAUGGAUGAAUUGAAUCGUAGUAAAGAUGAAAGGGUUUAAGAGAUUUAAGCAUACACAGAAUAACUUUUAUAAAAAUUAGAAUAAACUCAUACAGCAAGGAUGAGUAAUUUAUAAAUGUAAAGAUAAAGAUUAAAUGAUAAAAUAGUAAUAGCUUCUGCAGAAUUGGAUAAUAUUUAAUAAUAAAUAAAAGGAUCUUAAAAAAGUAAAACAAUAAUGACAGCACAAGAGUUAUUAUAAAGAAUAGAAUAAGUAAAUGUCGAACCAGAAUAAAUUGGUGGUAUACCAAUGAAUUUUUAAUCUGAAAUAACUCCUCAAUAUGUUUGUGAUACUUUUGAAUUAAUUAAUUUCAAUCAAAGUGAAGAAAUAGUAUAUUCUGAUCAUUUAAUAACAAAUGGGAUAAAAUGGAGAUUGAAGAUUUAUCCACAUGGAAAUGGGAAUGCUAAAAAUAUAUAUAUUUCUAUAUUUUUAGAAAUGGAUUCUAAAUAUUCAGAUAUUAGAAGAUAUGAAUAUAAGAUAGAAAUGAUAAAUUAAAAAAAUGGAUAAUCUGUUAUAAGAGAAUUUGCUAGUGAUUUUGAAGGUGGAGAAUGUUGGGGAUAUAAUCGAUUUUUUAGAAUAGAUUUAUUAUAGAAAGAUGGAUUUUUAGUAAAUGAAAAACUUUUGUUUAAAUAUUAUGUAAGAGCUCCCAAUUAUUAUAUUUAAUUUUUGGAUAUGCAAAGAUAUAUUAAAUAAUUAGAAUCAUAAGUUAGCAUAUAAUAAACAACUAGAAAAAUUGAAUAACAAUCAUCAAUUUAAAAAUUAAAAGAGGAAAUAGAAUAAUAUGCAGAAAAGAUAGAAUAAUUAGAAUAAUCAUAACCAAGUAAUAAUUCAGAAAUUUAAGAAAGUGAAGAGGAUCAUCUUCAAUUACAAUAAUUGGAUGAAGAAAGUAGUUCAUCUAGUAAUCAUUCAGAUUAUUAUUUUGAUGGUUAAUUUUAAGAAAUACCAAUUUCAUAAGAAAGUUUACCUGUAAGAAGAAAUCUUAUAUAGAAAUUCAAUUAAUCGAGCUUAGUUAAUACAUCUUAAAAUCUAAGAAGUCCCUUAUCAGAGUUUAGUGAAAAUUUAUAUUCUUGA